Messenger RNA from Ostertagia ostertagi, 759 nucleotides. NCBI's taxonomy places the organism in Eukaryota, Metazoa, Nematoda, Chromadorea, Rhabditida, Trichostrongylidae. The record is from the annotation of a GenBank genome assembly.
AUGGGCCCUGCAGAGGCGAAAAACAAAUGCAUUGAUAACUCUGAUGGCACUUGCUCGGUGGAAUACGUCCCUCCAGUGCCGGGUGAAUAUACCAUUGGCAUCUGCUAUGGAAAGGACGAAGAUAAGCAGCACAUCCAUGGAUCGCCGUUCCGUGUCAUUGCCGAUAUGCCUAACGAUCCUUCCCGCAUUGCGGUCAGCGGGCUGCGACCAGAUACGUUAUUGGAAGCACGUGUUGGAAGUCCUGUUUCGUUCAGUAUCGACGCGUCGCAGACUGAAGAAGCUCCUAUCAGUGUCACUGUGCCACCCAUUUAUCAACAACCGUUGUUGGAGAGGGAAAGAGGCUCGAAACGUCUGUAUCGCGCUCGUUUCACUCCUGUCGGUGAACCUGGAUCAGUGAUACCGGUAGAAAUCAUGUACGAUGGUAAACCAAUUCCUAGCAGCCCUUAUCGUAUCAAACUGCUUCCUGAGACUGAAGUCAACAAAGUAAAAGUUUGCGGAUCGGAUGGCUUAUCGGGUCCUCUGGAUAUCGUUGCGUCGCGAGAGGCUGUUGCAAUUGUUGACGUCUCGAAGGUCCUGAUUCGAGGCCUCGCGACUGCGUUCUCAAGGAAGGAGCUCAACCUAAGCAAUACGAACUUCGAUGGCCCACUGAUAUGGCUGGUAAUUACAAGGCGACUUCAAUACACGGAAAAAGUUGAUUCCAGCCACCGAACUGUGUCGCACAAACGAAGUCUGGUCAAUAAGAACGACCAUAAAAAUUAA